Python bivittatus (Burmese python) is the source of this 2973-nucleotide messenger RNA. Lineage: Eukaryota; Metazoa; Chordata; Lepidosauria; Squamata; Pythonidae. The record is from RefSeq and is a predicted model, not a curated record.
CAUCCUGUGCCGCACCUUGCAGGGCCAUGCCCACUGGGUAAACACCAUGGCGCUCAGCACCGAUUAUGUUCUCCGGACGGGGGCGUUUGAGCCGGCCGAGGCCUCCGUCAACCCCCAGGAUGUGAGCGGAUCACUGGCAGAGAUAAAGCAAAAAGCGUUGCUGAGGUACAACCAAAUCAGGGGCCAAGGACCAGAAAGGUUGGUCUCUGGAUCGGAUGACUUUACCUUGUUUCUGUGGCUCCCUGCAGAAGAUAAGAAGCCGCUGAAAAGGAUGACCGGCCAUCAAGCGCUGAUCAAUCAAGUUCUCUUUUCGCCAGACACCCGCACCAUCGCCAGUGCAUCCUUCGACAAGUCAAUCAAGCUCUGGGAUGGAAGGACCGGGAAGUAUCUGACCUCCCUGCGGGGACACGUCUCCGCGGUGUACCAGAUCGCGUGGUCGGCUGACAGCCGUCUGCUGGUCAGCGGAAGCAGCGACAGCACGCUCAAAGUGUGGGACACCAAGACGCAGAAGUUGACCGUUGACCUGCCUGGACAUGCUGAUGAGGUGUUUGCAGUCGACUGGAGUCCCGAUGGCCAACGGGUAGCAAGUGGAGGGAAGGACAAAUGUCUCAGAAUAUGGAGACGAUAGUGGAAGGACCGAAGAUCACCCUGCGUGAAAUUCUCUUGUGGCCUUAACUGUGAUCUACUCCUCCUUCGGUUUUAGGGAAGAUUUGGGGGUUUAAGAAUGGGGCCGUUGGACCCAGAGAGGGGAGUCAUCUACUUGCAGACAGCUUCCUUUUAGCCUAGGUUUGAACACCAGAAAAUUAUAUCAAACGUUUGCAUCCGUGAUCCCAACAAUGUGGAUGCUGUAACAUAAGCCAGAAGAUCUUCAGGCCACAUUUCACCCUAAGUUAUGAGCGAUGUUGGUCAUGAGUAAGCCACCCUUCCCUUGCUUUGGACGCCUGUCAAUAAAAUGGGUAUAAUUGUAUCAUUCCCUCUAAUAGCAAACUCUGAGGAGAGUGCAGGAAAAAUUGGAGGUCUCAAGAAACAAAAGGAAGGUGUCAACACGGUUGGCUGAACUCAGGCAUUUAGACUGCUUUUUAAAAAAGUUUAUCCAGGAAGGCAAAAACCAUCAGAAAAAAUUGAGUGAGGACUGAAGAUGCUCGGCAGCCACAAUGUUGACUGACAUUUGGAAAACAAAGAACUGAAGAAUGGAGUAGCCCCAAGGAGGACGGAGGCUGGCGGGAAAUCUGGAGCAGUGAUGCUCCUGCUUAGAAGAUGAGACUGCUGUAUGCUGCAAUGUUUCUUGCAGAUAACAUUUCUUAAUUAUAUCCUUUUAAAUCAAAUCUCUUGUUUUUAAAUCAAAAUGUCUUACGGCGAUAUAGAAAAUACAGGUAGUCCUCGCUUAAUGUCUCUAAUUGGGACCGGCAACUCCAUCAUUAAGUGGCAUGGUUGUUAAGUACAACGUCAUGUGACCGCACCACUUUAUGAUGACAUUUCUAGCAUUUCCGACUGUGGUUGUUAAGCGAGGACUUCAUGUGAUCAUGAUUUCCGGCUUCCUGCUGGCUUCCCCGUUGAUUUUGCUUGUGGGAAGCCAGCAGGGGAGGUCAGAAAUGGUGAUCAUGCUACGAUGGUCAGAAAUGCGGGCUGGUCACCAAAGGCCUGAAUCACAAUUGUCACCAUAGGGACUCCAUGCGGGUCAUAAGUAUGAGGACUGGUCAUAAGUACCACUUGUUCAGUGCCAUCAUAAAUUCAAACGAUCACUGAACAAGUGGUCCUUAACUAAGGACUACCUGUUCAAUAAGAUAAUCAUGAGCCGUUUGAACCUCUUUUCCCCAGAAUGCAAGACAGAAGAACUAUUGUUCCUUUUCCCAAAUAAGCUUGACCUGAAAAAAAAAAUCUGCUCACUGUUAUAAAUAUUUUGAAAUACCCCUGUUUUUUUCCUACCCCAGAGAUCUCUCUUGCGUUAUGAUUCUAAGGAGAAAAGAUGUACAGGCCAUGUCCUUUUCUGUGAAGUUGCCCUCCAGGGUUGCAACACCAUGGCAAGAAAAGUUGUGUUAGAUAUAAGGAGGUCCCAUCAGGUGCUACUACUCCGCGUGUGCAUACUUGAAGCUGGAUCUAGCAUGAAACUCUGGUAAUGAUGCAAGAGUUCAAAAUUCAAAAUCUGGUAUUAUACAGCUUUUUAAAGUCUUAACAGCCCACUGCAGUAACACUGGCCUUCCGCACCAUGCCAUUGUAAAGGCAUCUGAGAAAGCCUGAUGUACUGAGAGUAACUAAAAUAUAGGAGCAUCACCUAAAAUGUUCAGAAAAGUCUUUGGCGAUCAGAGUGGUCAUCUAAUCCAGUGCCCUUAUUCAUCCCUUGCCGUAGUUUACUUGCUACUUGGUAGACUGCCCCUGAAUGUGGAGGUUCCGUGUAGCAGCCAUGUUUUAGCCUUGUGAUCCUCCAAUCCAUUGAAUUGUGGUUCGGUUAAGGCAAGAUCUUCCUUUGGAUGCCCUGUGGGUGGGCAUGGAGGGGGGAAAGCUGUAUUCUCUGUGCACCUGUGGGUAACUCGCCCUUGAAAGAUUAGCAUGUCCGAAGGUGGUUUGUUGCAGCAAAAACUUUUUUUAAUUUUUAAAUUUCAUGGCAUGAUAAAUUUGGCAUCUAAAAAUAGCUUUAAGUUCCCUCAAAAGGCUUAAUGGUUUUCAUCAAAGGGAGCGGUCCUUUUCUGAGGUCAGGACCUUUUAUUCCUGAUUAAUAUUAUCAUUGCCAUCUUCGUAGCUGCCUUGGAGGUCAGGAGCCAUUAAAAAGACGCAACAGAUAAAUAUUUUACACUGCUAAUAGUCAUCAAUAGAUUUGCUUACUGACUCCAGUAGUUCUGCUCCUUUUUAAAAGCUAUCUAAGCAAAUGGGCACGGCCUCUUUCUGUAAUUGUUAGUCCUAUGAUCGAAUAAUGGAUUACAGCAAAAUAAAUGUUCUGGGCCUCUUAGAAUAAAAAUCCAUCUGUUCCAUUGGCUG